CGACGUGAUGCUUCCGCCCGGCACUCCCAGCUGCUAAGUCUGCCCUGCGAAGACUCCGCGCGCGCUUAAGGCGCACGUUGUUUACUUUGGCCGCAUGGCUUUGCAGAGCUCGGCGGUGAAAUUCCGCAGGAUCCUGGCUCAUUUCCCUCAAGAGCUCAGCCUAGCUUUUGCUUAUGGGUCCGGGGUCUUUCAGCAAGCGGGGGCCUCUACCGUGGAAACGGGGAACAAUAUGCUGGACUUUGUGUUUGCUGUUGAUGAUUCUGUGACGUGGCAUAUGAUGAACCUGUUAAAGAAUCGUAAUCAUUAUUCCUUUUUAAAAUAUUUUGGGCCCAAGCCAAUCAGUAACGUCCAGAACUGUGGAGCAGGGAUUUACUACAAUACACUAGUGCCUUGUAAUGGCAGGGUUAUAAAAUAUGGUGUUAUUAGUACUGAUGUUCUGAUUGAAGAUCUGCUUCGCUGGAAGACACUCUAUGUAGCUGGACGACUGCAAAAGCCGGUGAAAAUCCUUACUCAGAAUGAGAACCUUAAGCUACAAGCUGCCCUUGCUAGUAACUUGAAGAGCGCAGUCAUAGCAGCCUUUCUUAUGUUACCUGAAAGUUUCUCUGAAGAGGAUCUUUAUAUGCAGAUUGCUGGGCUCUCUUAUUGCGGUGACUUCAGAAUGGUAAUUGGAGAAGAUAAGUCGAAGGUUAUGAACAUAGUGAAGCCCAAUAUGUUGCAUUUUCAGAAGCUCUACAGUAACAUAUUGGAGGAUUGCCCACAAGUUGUGUACAAGCACCAGCAGGGGAAGCUGGAGAUAGAUAAGAGUCCAGAAGGUCAAUUUGCACAGCUAAUGGCUCUGCCAAGGACCCUACAGCAGCAAAUAACUUUUCUCAUGGAUCCUCCGGGAAAGAACAGAGAUGUGGAAGAAAUUUUAUUGCAAGUUGCCCAUGACCCUGACUGUGGAUUAGUGGUACACCAGGGCAUUUCAGGAAUUGUGAGAUCGUCCAGCCUAAUUCAGAGUGCUAAAACCACCCUAACAGCUGGUAAGAGCAUGUGGUGCUGGGUUUUCCUGAUGGACCAUAUCCUUGAGGAAGAUAUAUAUGCAAGGCUAAUUCUAUUCCAGAAAUUAAUAAAAAUGAUCUUGCAUAUCUAAGGGUUGGAAAUGAGAGAGCUUGUUGGUUCAAGUGCCUUAAGAACCAGCACUUCAGUUGGGUUCAGGAGAUGCUCAGCAUCUGCUGUGUACAGAGCACUCCGCAUGGGAAGUUCUUGUCUGCUAUUGAGAGCAGCCAUUCUAAUCACUUUGGUGACCAUCCUAUUGCUGUCUCUGCUAACAGAUCUGUGCUAUGUGCUCUUGGGCUUCUGAGAAAUAUUUCUGCAGUUACUUGUUGAAAUGUUGGCUGUCUUGAGUUACUGACUCACUAAACUCGGCAUUGCAUAGUUAAAACAAACUAUCUAAAUGAGCUGACAGGAUUAUGACAAUAUUAAAAUUCACAGACCUGAUUUUUGAUUGGUUUGGAAGCCUGUUUUGAUCUGUUUUUGUGCUGUAUUGUUUCACUUUAAAAAGCCACUUUUCCAGACCUCCUAUCAAGUGCAAAAUAGAGCCAAUUUACGCAAUAUAAUGGCAGGUGUCUUGGCUGCAUUGACACCCAAGCGAUUUAUGUCUCCAAACAGUUGUGGGCAGAUGGUGAAUGGGCACACUGGUGUCAACAUGACAAACAUUCCUCCUAAUGUAAAAAGUGACCUGGGCCUUGCUUAAGUAGUUGCUUCCAAUGAUAUUCACCCUUCUUCAUGUGUUAUUCACAUGCAUUGGGUGUUGAACAUAGCCUACACACAGAGAAAAGCCCCUGUUCCCCAUCAUCCAGAACACAAUGUUCAGUUGACUUGACAGCGAGAUUUCUACUACUUACAUUCCAGUUUUUGUCUGGAGUGUAAGUAAAAACAGCCCAAAAAAUCUGGGAGCGAGAGAAGAUCCCAGCAGACUUUAGGGAUGCCAAAAUUAUCAACCUUUUUAAAAAUGGUGAUAGUACGGAUUGUGGAAACUAUUCAGGCAUCUCUUUAUUAGCUGCAGCCGGCAAAAUUAUUGCAAGGUUCUUAGCAAACAAUCUCCUAACUAUACCCUUCCUGAAUCCUAAAAUGGUUUUUGACCUUCUAGGGGGACAGUGGACAUGAUUUUCACUGCUUGACAGCUUCAAUUGAAAUGUAGAAAGCAAAACCAACCCCUGUAUUUAUUGAGUUUAUUGACCUGACUAAGGCCUUCAACACUAUAAAUCCUCCAAACCAUCCUAAAUAUCUUCACAGAAGCUUACAAAAAGCUUGGCCUAUCACUCAACAUCCCAAAAAACCAAAGUGCUGCACCAACAAGCACAAAACAACCCCUUUGCAGCGCCACAAAUCCAACGCAAUGGUGUAAUGUUGGAAGGUGUUGAUCUCAUCUCCUACCUGGGCAGUUAUCUUUCCACAAGGGCUGACAUUGAUGCUGAAAUCCAGCAUCGCCUGAGCUCUGCAAGUGCAACUUUCUCUUGAUUGAAGUAUAGUGUGUUUGAGGAAUAGGACAUUCACAGGGAAACAAAAAUGCUUGUUUACAAAGCUUAUUGUACUACCAAACUUAAUGUAUGCUUGUGAAACAUGAACCACUUAUAAACGCCAUCUCCAACUCCUCUAAAGAUUCCACUAACAGUGUCUCUAAAAAAUUGUACACAUCACCUGGGAAGACAGCCGAACUAAUGCCAGUGUACUGGAAGAAGCAAAGAUCACCAGUGUUAAAGCAAUGAUUUUUCAACCUUAACUUCGUUGGACUGGUCAUGCUGCUCAGAUGCCUGAUUAUCAUCUUCCAAAGCAACUACUCUAUUCCGAACUUUAAAGUGGAAAGCGUAAUGCUGGUGGUCAACAAAAGAGGUUUAAAUGCUCCCUCAAGACAAAUCUAAAAAAAUGUAGUAUAAACACCAACAACUGGGAAACACUGGCCUGCGAGCGCUCCAAUUGGAGUACAGCCUUUACCAAAGGUGUCAUGGACUUUGAAGACGCUCAAACUGAGGACGAAAGGGAGAAACAAGCUAAGAGGAAGACACAUUUGGCAAACCCUCACCAUGAUCAACUCCCUCCCAGAAACCUAUGACCUCACUGUGGAAGGACGUGUGGAUCUAGAAUUUGCCUCCACAGUCACUUACAGACUCAGUGUUAAGACCAUGUUCAUGGAAGACAAUCUUACUCAGCUACCAGUGAUCACCAAAGAAGAAUACUUACACUCCAGAUUUUGUCCAGUCCACUACAUCAGUCAUAACUCUUUGGAAUAGCAGGAAGCAGUGCAACCUCCAAAAUGUUGGACAAGACCCUUUGAAGUGAUUAUGUCGAUGGCUCUAUGCAUCUUGCUGUUCUAUAGAGAAGCGAUCCCCAACAGGAUCACUUCCUCAACUAGAAAGUCCAGUUGAUACUAAUUCUUUUCUCACACAUUCUAUAAUCUUUUAUCCUGUGAAGUACCCUGAGAUCUUUUUUUUUUUCCUGUUUCAGGAGACAUUUUAAAUGACAACAUUUUUCUGUUAAAAAUGACAGAAGUACAAUAGCACAUGAAUUGUGUUGUACAGUAUUAAACAUUUCAAAACAUGAGUUUGACCAAACUGCGGGAGGCAGUGCAAGACAGGAGUGCCUGGCGUGCUAUGGUCCAUGGGGUCACAAAGAGUCGGACACGACUAAACGACUAAACAACAACAACAAACGUUUCAUUAAAUAAUGGCUUGCACUGCUGCAUUUCAAAGUACAUUAUUGAUAAAUACCACUUGUCCUAAUAUAACCUGUACACAAAACCUAAUAUAAGGUUAUGAAAUGUGGUUACUGUGUGUUUCUAUUCUGCUUUGUCUUUAAAACAUAAUUUUUAUUAAUUUUACAAAUUACAAAAAACGGUACAUACAUAGACACCUUUUCCACCUCCUUCCCACCCCCCUCCAUGGGUCCUCCCCUGCCACAGAAGUAUCCCAUGUAAGUGAACAGUCAGAGAUGGUCCAUUUUAUGCUUGGAUUUCUGUCCUCCUCCCCCUCCCCUGUCCCCAAAGCCCCCCCCUGCCACCAGGGAGCUCCAGUAAACCAGGGCAGUACGCAGGAGGUCAUCCAUCCAACCAUCUAUUAUCAUACCAAAAAAAAAGAGUAAAAAUAGAAAAAAGAGAAAAAAGAGAAGAAAAAAAUAACAAAAAAGAGAAAAAGACAAUACAAAACAGAAGAAAUCUUUCUUUCAUUCAUAAUUAUUAAACCAUAUUUUGUGGGCUUCCCCACCCUCCCCCCUUCCCCGGUUUUCAUCCCUUUUUUAUCAUCUUCAACAGUUUCUUAUUUUAUAAAAAUACACCUUUAUACCUUAUAUUACUUAUAAAUUGAUUAUUAUCAUUUUCACCUAAUGUCCAAAUCACUGAAAAAAUCAAACUCCCAUUUUUUCUUCCCGUGCCUAAUUUUUACCCCCUCUAUAAGCCUCCAUAUUUUCACAUUUUUCCAAAAUCAAUUCACUUUUAAAACUAUAACUAUUCCCAAUUUAACCUUACAUCCCCGAUUACCGGUUCCACCCCCCCAAUCCAGCAAAUUCCAUAGUCAGCAGACCAAUUAUAAUCCUGUUAAUCCAUCCUUAUAAUCACAACUUCACUUUCCCUUCACCCCACCCCCUGUUUACAACCUUUUGCCAUCCAGGCCUCCAUACAAGACCCCUGAGUUUCUUCUCUUCUCUGCAUAUUUUUCCCUUCUUCCCUGUGGGCAUUCUGAAAUUCCAGUAAUACCAAUCGUGCCCCCCUCGAAGGAAAGGCACUCCAUCCAACUUUUUGUAGAGUAAAGUCAUCAUUUUUUUCGUGGUGGGCUUCAUUUUGUGUUAAAUUAUCACAGUCCUCAUCUUCAUCUUUUCCUUCCAAAUCGCAGUCACCAUCAUUGUCAUUCUCACAUUCGUCUUCUUCAGUUUCACAAGCUUCAUCUUCUAAGAAAUCAUAUUCUGCCAUCACCAUCUGAAAUUGUUGCUGUAACUCUUGCCGUUGUGUCUCCUCUUGACAUAGUUCUAUUCUUGCUUCCCACAUUAAGGUCAAAACAGUCCGCUGGAACUCAGGCGAAUACCUUUUUGUUGACAUAGUUCAAUCCUGCCAAGGUCAAAACUUGUCACAUGGGGUGGAAUAUGAUCACAGUUUAUUUUCUCGACUCCAUUUUAACAAGCUGGCUGCAUUCUUCAAGUCUUAUUAAAAAUAAAGUUCGAACUCACAUUUCACAAGCAUUUAAACCAAAAAAAUUUCCACAAAGUCCAGAAGUAAAAAUUGAAAUAAAGUUUGACUUAUAAAUCCUGAUCAACUCACUGGGUUGUCUGGGCUGCCGGCUCCCGAGGAAAAGAAAGGUUUUUCUUAGUCUUUACCUCUUACUGCAGGGCACUCACGACCACAGUCUCUCUCCCCUUUUACCCUGCAUUUAGGGGAGAUUCUCUUUGAUGCCUUUGAGGGAUCCUUUUAAAUUGAAAUCUUCUAUUUACGGCUUCGGGUUUCUAUUUACUGUCUCUUUUGUUGCCGUGGGGGGGGGUGGCUUCCUCUUUUCUCCCCUCUUUCCCAGAUCCAAAUUGUUUUAUAAUCCAAAUCGUGAGGUUACUUACAGUCUUAUUUCCAAUCGUUUUAUUUUCAGAAGAAUCCAGCGCUCUCCGCCUUCGGCUUGAAGCUUCUCCCCGCCAGGAUAACGUUGCCGCUCAAAAUGGCCCCCGCGACUUCUACCCUCCUCGCUCCGGAGCUCUUAUUAGAGCUAGCCGGAGAGUUGGGGAGUCCGGAUUGGGGCUCUGCCGAGCAAAAUUUGCCCCCGGGACGCCCUUCCUGGGGUUCUAAGGGGCGCAGCGUCGCUCUCGCUGCCCUCCCCACUCCUAGCAGGGACGGGCCGUCUCGGAGACGAGACGAGACCCCGCCGAUCGGCGCUGGCGCUGAACCGGAAGCCUCUAUUCUCGUACCCUGAGAUCUUUUGAUGAAGAGUGCUAUAUAAAUCUAAUAAAAUAAAUAAAUUCUACCCUAUCAUCUGAGAUAUUACAAAAAGAAAAAGAAAAGAAAAGAAAUCUCAAGGCCGAAUUACACAUUAUACCUGCAAUGAUGGGCUCCUUGUCAUGGGCUUGCAGUAUGUUCAGUUCUGGAUUUUUAUCUCUGUACAAGACUCUUGCCUGCCCACCCACACCCCAUCCAGUUAUCCCACAUGCUAGUGCUGUUCAUGAAUUGUGUAGGAUGCUCACCCAGGGAAGUUAACUUUGUUACUCCUGUUGACUUAGCUGUGAAGCAACAAAGGAGCUACUGGGCUUCCUUCUCUUCUCCUUUGCAUAAUCUGCAGAUCAUGAAACUUUUGUUUCAGGCUUCUGGAGAGUUAAAGUGUGCUAUGUGAGGGCCUCACGCCAGCAGAGUUGAGGGUUCAUAAAUACUUGAGAUGUUUGCCACUAGAGGCCAGUUGCUAACACCUGCAUCCUGGCACAUUGACCAUCUGUUUUAGAACUGUUUAAUUGGUGGGAAUUCCAGCAUGCCUUGACUUUCAGCUCUUAACACAUACUAAUUUACUAAUAGAUAAGUUUGUGGCUUCCCCACAGAAAUGCAUGGAUGAUCGCAGUGCAGCAGAUGUCUUAAGAACAUAAACACAAUUAAGUUGGGUUGCUGUGUGUGGGUGUUUUUCAUAUAUUCAGCUGUAUACAAAGAUACCGGUUUAACCACUUAACCAUCCUUCUCCUGUUACAACUGUAAUUCUCCUAAUGAAUCUUUGAACUAGCACAGACUUGUAUGAGUAUUAUUUAUCAUUGGUGUAUUAUCCACCCAUCUCCUACGCCCUUUUUCCUCUUUCCCACGCAGAUUUUAUUCAAAUUUUAAUGGCAGGCUUGAGGCAGAAUUCAAAAGCCAGACGUUGUUGCAUUAGCAACUUGCAUUUUCCUUUUAUGUCCCCCUUUUCCUUCUCUCUGCUUCCCUGGCAGUCAUAGGGUUGUUAUCUAGGGAGGACUUGCUAUAUGUUGUCAACAUUUGCUGUUGCUCAACUCACAUUCAGCAAUCUCAACAGUUACUUGUUUCAAUAUGAUGCCUGCAUUUUUAUAAACAGUUUAUCACAUGCUGAAACACAGGUAAAAUAGCCCUUGUUAAGCCCUGAAAUAUCUACAGGCCAUAUGGUAGGCAGUUGGAUCCUCGAUGGCACUCAUUAUGUAGCUGCCGUGCUCUGCUUGCAAACAUUAUUUGGCAGGGAGCAAAACAAGGACUUUUUAAACAACUGUAAUAUUUCCCUUCAUCUUUUUCUGCCAGCGUGGUUUUAAACUAGUUUGAGCCCUAUAUUUUUGUUUAUUGUCAGAUGCCCUAUUUAGCUUUUCAAGAAAAGGGGCCUGUGUGUUUUCUAAAAUCUGUGGCAAGACUUCUGGUCUGGUUUCUAUUAGAAGUGGCACCAUCCAUUGAUUUAUUUUUCCUCUUGGCCUUAUGAUCUUUUAGAACUUUUAGAAGCUUUGAAAAGGUUUUAUAUUUAGUUGCUUCUUACGUGUGUGGGUGUUACACACAGUUAUUGCAUUUGGCAACCUUGUAUAAAAUAAAGCCAUGUUUUGUUAUAUUUGCAGUAAUGAUCUAGCGGUGCUUAGUUUUCUGCCAAGGCAUGCGUUGCUAUUUAAUUCCAACUGAUAUCUCUUCUAGGUAUUCCUGAGUAUUCAGAUUUUGAAGCUUUGAACAAUGCUAGGCUACAUUCAGACUGCUGCAUAGGAAAAACACCCUCCCCAUGUAGACUGAUAGUUAAAGACCAGAAAAUUCCAGUAGCUUGGGGUAGAUGCUGGCAGUCUAAGCAGCGACGGAGCAAGGGGGGUGGGGUGGAGGUGGGCCACCCAGGGUGUCACCACUGAGGGGAGUGUCAAAAUGCCGGGCGGCACUCACCGCGGGGCUUACAGCAUGCCCGAGCCAUGCGUCUCUCCUGGGAGAGAUGCGGUGGCUUUGGCGCACACAGGCUCUGCACUGCCCAAAUGGUUCGCCCGCUGCCUCCCCCCCCCCAGCUGUAGAGCGGCUGGGUGGGAGGAGGCAGGCAGGCUCUGGAGGCCCUGUCCCGACUCGCCCCACCCCUGCAGGUGACUGGCCCCACCCCUGGGUGCCACCCCAGGCACCCAAUUGGCAUGCUCCACUGCUGAGUCUAAGACUACCAGCUGGCUUAAGUGGCACCUGCCCUCUUCUAGGACAUGCCUUCACUUCCCCCUCCUUUUCUAUCAGUCUCCCAUACCCACUCAGUAUGUUCAAGUCCUCAUUGGGUAGUUUUGGGGUUCCUCUGAGGUUUUUUGCCUUAAAUAUUUUCGGUACUUUUGCAAACAUUCUGGUUCUCCUAAGCUUGCUUCUUAUUGGUGGGUGUUAGCAUCUUGUUUCCAUAAAGAUCCACAGAGAAUGAAUUCGCUAUUAGAACAGUAGGAUUUAAGCAUGGUCUCCAACAGCACCACCUCUUCAAUUACAGCAGAACAACAGUGCAGUAUUGUUACUAACAAUAUAGCCAAAUAUUUAUUCUACAAAGCUUGUCAUAUUGGGUCAAAAAAAUAAAAAAAAUCCUUCCAGUAGCACCUUAGAGACCAACUAAGUUUGUCAUAGGUAUGAGCUUUCAUGUGCAUGCACAC
Molecule: messenger RNA, 8556 nt
Organism: Zootoca vivipara (common lizard)
Lineage: Eukaryota; Metazoa; Chordata; Lepidosauria; Squamata; Lacertidae
Source: RefSeq, a predicted model, not a curated record